This is a messenger RNA of Culex quinquefasciatus (southern house mosquito), 2270 nucleotides long. Its product is annotated as myoneurin. Gene Ontology annotation, molecular function: zinc ion binding. Lineage: Eukaryota; Metazoa; Arthropoda; Insecta; Diptera; Culicidae. Gene Ontology annotation, cellular component: nucleus. The record is from RefSeq and is a predicted model, not a curated record.
ACCAUUUUGUUUGUGCACGUCUUCGGGGAAAAUGCAAACGCUCGUAAUUUUUUCGAUUCUUGUGGUGUAAAUGUUGUAAAAGUGGCUCCUCGAACGCAAUGGCAGGAACGCGCAGCUGCCGGUUGUGCGGCCACAGCACGGACGAUCUGGUGGAGAUCUACGGCGAGCAGGGCCUGGCGGCGGAUUACGCGAGAAAGAUCUGUCGCUAUCUCUACUUGCUGGUAACCCCGGACGAUGCCCUGCCGAAGGCGAUCUGCUGGAUGUGCUCCCAGCAGCUGGAUACCUUUCACCGCUUCCACGAGAAGAUCAACGAAAUCCAGCACCGCUUGCUGGGCGGGGAGGUUUACCCGCAGUACGUGAUUCAGGAUCACCACCGGCUGGGGGAGGAGGAGUUUCACAUUGUAGAGCACAUCGCGGAAGAAGAAGAAGAGGCGGAACCUGAACCGGAAGAGAUCGUUCCGAUUGUGGUGGAGCAGGAGGAUGAGGAACAGGAGGGUCAAACGGUGCCGAAGGAAGCGGAACUUGAAGAGAGGGAGGAAGAGGAGGAAACGAUGAUCGAGCUGAUACCUUCUAAUCAGCAGGAAGAUUCGUUUUUGAUGGUAAAGUCGGAGCCGGCGAAUGAGCAGAAGGAACAGUUGGGUGUACGGGAAGUGCAGGAAGUUGAAGAUACUCAAGUUCAGGUGUACGAGAUCCGGAAGAGUACUCGGAAGAAGACGUCAAAGCUUGAAGCAGAGGAAACUAGAGUCGGAAGCGAAGGAGAAGACGACGAGGAAAUUCAUCUGAAACAAAAGACUGUCAAAAAACGAAACACGCAGCAGAUCAAGCAGGAAGUGAACAAAUCAGCUAGAAGGAGUAGUCCCAGGAGGGCAAAACCAAAGCAGAGUACUGUGAAGAAGGAGUACGGUGAUGAGAGCGAAGGUGAAAGUGGGGAUGAGUUUCCGGCGCGGGAUUCCGACAACGAGGAAUGGCCAGCGGCGGAAACCAUGGAGAAGUUCCCGUCCAAGGUGCUAAACGAUGAUGGGCUGCUGAUCGUGAAGGGCAAGCGGUUGGAGGAGAUGAUCAAUAGAUUCUACAACUUGCAGUGCGACUUGUGUAAAGAAAAUCCAGCUCGCUUUAAGGUUCUUCCGGAUCUGUUACAGCACUACAAAACCCUACACAAGCAGGAAGGUUACGUGCUCUGUUGUCAGUCAAAGUUCACCCGGUAUCCAGCGAUCAUCAUGCACCUGGCACGACAUUUGCAACCGGAUGCCUUCAAGUGUGACCUGUGCGGGUACAUGGUCACCAGGCCCCGGUUCUUAGCGGCCCAUAGACAAACGCAUCUUCCCGAGGACCAAAAGCCGUACGCUUGCGAGCACUGUCCGAAGCGGUUUUGCUGGAAGCGUGCCCUGUUGGUGCAUUCGAACCAGCACAAAGCGCCGGGCGAGCGGAUGGUUUACGAGUGUGCCACCUGCGAAAAAACUUAUGACACCCCGGGCGGUCUGUCGGCGCACAAAAAGAACGUCCACAAAACGCCCAACGCGCCCAAAAUUUCGCACGUGUGCGAAAUCUGCGCCAACAGGUUCGCGACCAGCUCGGGACUCAAAGAGCACAUGACCACGAUCCACCAGCCUCGCGAGCAAGGCCAACUCCAGUGUUCCGUCUGCUCCAAAUGGCUCAUGAACGCUCGCUGCCUCAAGGUUCACAUGCAGCUGCACUCGGAAGUCGACCUCUUUUGUGAGCUGUGCCCAUACAAAACCAAGAAGCUUUCCCUGCUGAAGCGCCACUCGGUCACCCAACACUCGGAAGCGCGUCCAUCCUGUGAUCAUUGCGACUGCACCUUCAAGCACAAACGAGCGCUCACAAUCCACACAAAACUCAAACACACGGCGUCAUCCGCGGAACCGGUCGACAAAUCCCCCUUCAAGUGCAAUUUCUGCGAGCGCAAGUUUCGCAGUUCAACCAUUUACACCCACCGGAAGAACCACCAUCCGGAAGAGCUGGCCGCGAUGAAAGAGCAGCAGGAGGCGGAGCGAAAGCUGCAACGGAUCCGGGCCGGGGUGGAACCGGAUGAUGUGCCGGGCGCGCACGAAUCGACGAUGGUCACGACCAAUCCGGACGGGACGAGGAUCAUCACUAUUAGCAGUGGGGCGUUUGGGGAGCCGCAGUCGUUGAUCGUGCUGAAUAUUACCGACGGGGCGUUGUGCGCGGAGGGAGGAGGUGAGUGAGAGUGAGAUUUGGAGGUUAUUUGGUGUGUUUUAUGUGACAUGUCAGAAAUAAAAUUGUUUUUUUUU